GGACUGCAGUGGAAUUCUCUCUAGCAGAGGCAGUAAUGAGAAGCAGUGUCAGUUUGGGAGAGUGGGGAGGUAUUACCAGGGGGGUGUGAGAGGGUCAUGUUAAAGAGCCUGCAGCGCUCACAGGGAUCUCUCCCUCUGCUAAGGAUACAGCUCCCACACCCAAGCCUAUACAGCUGCCCCUGCCUGGGGGUAAGUCUAGGACUUACAUUACAGCACAGCUUUGGGGGUGCCAGAUGCAGCACAGCUAGGAUACAAUUCCUAUUAUACUGCUGAUCAUCAUUCUGGGGUGCACAGAGACUGGAGCCUAUGGGAACCCUAACAGUUGCUUUGAGGUUGCCUGGUUGUGCCAAGGGGCAGACGCCGGGCACCCCCUGGUGACACCAGCCGACUGGUUGGAUGGUAUUUACAGUGACUUGGCCCCCUGCAGCUGAUUAAUAGGUCACAUGUGGAACUCAUCUGAGCAGGGCUGGGGUGGAACCUGAACAAAAGAGAGGAUGUUCCCCCGAACAGACUGACUUCAAAGGCACAAGAGCUAUUGCUGAGCUGGGCAAGGUGUCGUAAGGAUAUUUGACAGUGGAGAUAAUGUGAAAUCCGACAUAGUGUUUUGCCUGGCGUUGCUGAGCUUCCCCACACCUGAGAGGGUGACCCCAUGAGUCCAACCCUAACUGAAACUGCCCAUGCCGGGCUCCGGAGGAUGGGGAGCACUGGCUCCACUUGUGGCACAUCCAGUUCUUUAGUAAAGGUCUGCACGGAUCACAAGGGAGGCAUUAAUUGGAUGAGUCUGAGCCCGGAUGGGUGCCACCUGCUGACUGCCAGCGAGGACUGUACUGCCCGGCUCUGGAGGACAUCAGACAACCAGUGCUGCAAUGUGCUGCUUGGGCACAGCAGUUAUAUCACCUUUUGUCACCUGGAGAAUGAGGCGGCGUUCACAUGCAGCGCGGAUCAAACGGUGAGAAAGUGGGAGGUGUCCUCUGGCGAGUGUGUGAUGGUUUAUACGGGACACACCUCCAUUGUGAACAGGAUCUUGGUGGCCAAGGGCUACAUCUUCAGUGGAUCCUAUGACAGAACUGCACGCAGCUGGAAUGCAGACAGCGGCCAAAGCCUCCAGGAGUUUCGGGGUCAUCGGAACUGCGUCCUGACGUUGGCUCACUUCUCCUCCUACGAUGUACUGGAAGCCUUAGACGUGGAAGAGAAAGAGGUGAAAGAAUUUCUGGUGACUGGAAGCACAGACUGUACCAUUAAAAUAUGGGAGGCGUCCAGUGGGUGCUGCUAUCAGACGCUGAGGGGCCACGUGGGGGCCAUUCUGUGUGUCGUCCUGGAUACGUCCAAUGGGGAGCUGUAUUCUGGCAGCAUGGACUGCACCAUCCGCCGGUGGAAUAUGGUCACUGGGGACCAACUAACAGUAUUCAGGCACCAUCAAGGCUCUGUCAUCUGCUUAGAGAUAGUUGGCCGUCUCUUGUAUUCAGGGAGUGUGGACAGAACGGUGAAAUGCUGGCUAACGGAUACCGGGGACUGUGUCAGAACAUACAAGACGCACAAACACAGUGUGAGCACACUGAAAUACCACGCGGGAAUCUUGUUUACGGGCAGUGGCGAUGCCUGCGCCAGAGCGUUUAAUACAAAGUCCGGGACCUUGCAACGAGUUUUUCAAGGCCACUCGUUCAUCAUAAACUGCAUUCAGAUCCAUGACAAUUCUUUGUACACGGCCUCUCAUGACGGCGCCCUGCGUGUGUGGGACAUCAAGGAUCUCUGCCAGCAGAACAAACCCCCCAGUAAGAAAGAGAGGUCCCUGAGAAGCAAGACUUCUCAUAAAGGCAGCCUGUCUCACAUCUUCAAUAAUAAGGUGGGCUGCUCGCUAGAAGGCAGUGGGCAGAGCGAUCCCGCGGAACUUGUCUGAAUUCACUUCUAACCCGGGACAUAACCUGGAAAUCUGGAACAAUCUGUGAAUAAGGGUUUCUACCCAUAAGGAAAGGGUUAGCUAAACAGCUAUGACUUCCCAUGUACUGGGCAGAACUGGAGCCACUCUCCUCAUCUUCUCCUCAACUUGAACUCAUUACUGUAUCUUAUGGACACCCUGGCAGACUCACGAUGACAAGAGACUUCUACUGCCGAGACUGGAAGGGUUAAUGUGUGCAACUUGUUUCUUUUCAAUGGUGGGAACAUCUGACAAACUGUUGGUUUGCUACAACCAAAGCAUUCACUCUUUUAAGCCGUCUCAUUGGCUCAGACUGUCUUAGUUGCCUUCAGAGUCCGUAUGGUGUUACCACAACUGUAUGUUGGUGUAAGAGGCACAAAUCCUGGCUGUUAGGCAACUAGAGAAUCUGUUACUUGAUGUUUCCCAAAAAGCAACUAAAUUCAGUUUAGACAUUACCCUAUCUCAUGGAGCUACUAAAAUUGCCCAUAAUCGCUAUAUGCAUCAUGGAUAUAACUGAUACACAUUGGAUACUGAAGAUAAAGGUUGGUCUAGCCCUGUGAUCGUUCUGUGAUCACUCUGAUUGGAUACAGGUUGGUCUAGCCCUGUGAUCGUUCUGUGAUCACUCUGAUUGGAUACAGGUUGGUCUAGCCCUGUGAUUAUCCAAAUGCUCUGAUUGGAUACAGGUUGGUCUAGCCCUGGGAUUAUCCAAAUGCUCUGAUUGGAUACAGGUUGGUCUAGCCCUGUGAUCAUUCUAAUGCUCUGAUUGGAUACAGGUUGGUCAAACCCUGUAACCAUUAUAAAGCUCUGAUUGGAUACAGGUUGGUCUAGCCCUGUGAUCAUUCUAAUGCUCUGAUUGGAUACAGGUUGGUCUAUUCCCAUGAUGAUUCUAAUGCUCUGAAUGGAUAAACUGGGCAACACAAGGUCUUAUUUACAAUAAAGCACUAGGUGCAAACUGCACUACCACGCAGCAAUAUUCCAAGUACAGUUAAUUAGGGUAGUACUGUAUUUAUGAGUAGCUUAAAUCAGCCUCAUCUGUGAUAUCACCUUAAUCAAAUACAUAUAUAUAUUGUCCUAGAACUUUUGCACAUGUUUUUCAGUCAUCCUUAUUUUUAGGUUUUCUUCAAACAUCACAGCUGAACAUAUAUAGCCCUGUAUACUGUCCCGUUCCCUCAUUAUGUGAGCUUCUUUGCACUAAUGGCAGGUGUAGGGGGUGAAGACCAUGGCAUACCCUCUUGGAUCUGGGGUGCGGCAUGUUACCAGUUGCUAGGAUGACUGCACCUUAGGACACAUCAGUGCAUGAGAGCUGCACUGCUAACAUCAUAUUUGGCGCAGAACCCAGUAUGUGAAAGAGCUUUGGGUUUUACCAGCCCUCAACCUGGAGAUGGUGGGAUGCCAUAGAGGAGCAGGUUGGCGGGGGAGUAGACAAGCUUAAAUAGCCUGGUACCUCUUGAGUAACCUGGUACCUCCUGACUAUCCUGGUACUGACUAGCCUGGUACCUCCUGAGUAACCUGGUAUGGACUAGCCUGGUACCUCUUGAGUAACCUGGUACCUCCUGACUAGCCUUGUACCUCUUAAGUAACCUGGUACCUCCUGACUACCCUGGUAUGGACUAGCCUGGUACCUCUUGAGUAACCUGGUACCUCUUGACUAGCCUGGUACCUCCUGACUACCCUGGUACGGACUAGCCUGGUACCUUCUGACUAACCUAGUACCUCCUGACUACCCUGGUAUGGACUAGCCUGGUACCUUCUGACUAACCUGGUACCUCCUGACUACCCUGGUACGGACUAGCCUGGUACCUCUUGAGUAACCUGGUACCUCUUGACUAGACUGGUACCUCUUGACUAGCCUGGUACCUCUUGAGUAACCUGGUACCUCCUGGCUACCCUGGUACGGACUAGCCUGGUACCUCUUGAGUAACCUGGUACCUCCUGACAAGCCUGGUACAAUGGUAGAUUGUAGUGAAAUUUGGAUAUUAGUUUAAGACAAAAGGAAGACAUGAUUUUGUGUGUCUACCAUGAACAUGUUGUGAUGACAAUCCAAAAUUGGUUCAAAUCAAGCAGAAAAUAAAAUAUGUUUUCCUAAUAAUAA
Messenger RNA from Xenopus tropicalis (tropical clawed frog), 4007 nucleotides. RefSeq names its product WD repeat domain 86 (gene wdr86). The record is from RefSeq and is a predicted model, not a curated record. The coding region runs from base 650 to 1897 and encodes 415 amino acids. NCBI's taxonomy places the organism in Eukaryota, Metazoa, Chordata, Amphibia, Anura, Pipidae. The transcript has 7 exons.